UGUUCCUCUUCAAUCUCUGUUCUUCAGUUCAGCGAUGUUUGCAGCGAAGAAAGGAGACACUCUGUGCGUCUUUAUCAACGGGAAGAAGGUGACGGAGGAUCAUGCAGAUCCUGAAACCAUGUUGUUAUCCUUCCUCAGGGAAAACCUGAGGUUAACUGGAACCAAGUCUGGCUGUGGAGGUGGAGGAUGUGGGGCGUGCACAGUGAUGGUGUCACGCUACCGACCGACAACCAAAACCAUCUUCCAUUACUCAGCCAAUGCCUGCCUCCUGCCGCUCUGCCAGCUCCACGGCGCCGCCAUCACCACCGUGGAGGGCAUCGGCAACUCCAAGACCAGGAUCCACCCGGUGCAGGAGCGAAUAGCGAAGGCUCAUGGUUCCCAGUGUGGUUUCUGCACCCCGGGGAUGGUGAUGUCCAUGUAUGCUCUGCUGAGGAACAAACCCUGGCCGACCAUGGAGGACAUCACACAGGCCCUGGCUGGUAAUCUGUGUCGCUGCACCGGAUAUCGACCCAUCGUUGACGGCUGCAGGAGCUUCUGUCAGGAAAGCAGCUGCUGCCAGUCCAACGGAGACGAGAAAACCACUGAAACCAAACACGAAAAACCGCGGCUGUUUGACCAGGAAGAGUUUCUUCCUCUGGACCCGACCCAGGAUCUGAUCUUCCCUCCAGAACUGAUCCUGAUGGCAGAGACGGCGAACCAGCAGACGCUCACCUUCUGUGGGGAGAGGUCGACCUGGGUGUCCCCGGCCUCGCUGGAGGAGCUGGUCCAGCUGAAGAUCAGACACCCGACGGCGCCGCUGGUCAUGGGCAACACCAACACGGGUCCAGACAUGAAGUUUAAAGGUGUCCUCCACCCGCUGAUCAUCUCUCCCAGCAGAGUCCCGGAGCUGUUCGAGGUUUCUCUGACACCUCGUGGCGUUUGGGUCGGAGCGGGCUGCAGUCUGUCCGAGGUCCGCUGUCUGUUGGAGAAGCUGCUUCUUGAGUUCCCGGAGGAAGAAACCGAGCUGUUCAGAGCCCUGAUCCAGCAGCUGGGGAACCUGGGAAGCCAGCAGAUCCGGAACGUUGCAUCUCUUGGAGGGAAUGUUGUCAGUGCGUACCCCAACUCAGACCUGAACCCCGUCCUGGCUGCCGGGAAUGGAAGAGUCAGCGUCGUCUCUGGCGGAGGAAGACGAGAAGUUCCCCUGGAUCAGGAUUUCUUUGUGGGUUUUGGGAAAACCCUCCUGGAACCAGAAGAAGUCGUGGUCUCGGUUUUCAUUCCUUUUACAAGAAAGGGGGAGUUUGUUCGAGCUCUCCGUCAUGCACCAAGGAAGGAGGCCUCGUUCGCUACCGUGACGACCGGGAUGAGGGUGUGUUUCUCUGAGGGGUCCAGGGUAGUUCAGGACAUCAGCAUCUACUACGGGGGAAUGGGUCCGACCACCGUUAGUGCCACUAAAACCUGCAAAGCUAUCGUAGGAAGACCAUGGGAUGAAGGGACUCUCAGCCAGGCCUACAACGUCCUCCUGGAUGAGCUGGUCCUUCCUCCUUCAGCUCCUGGAGGGAAGGUUGACUUUCGUCGCUCCCUGACUCUCAGUCUUCUCUUCAAAUUCAACCUGGAGGUCCUCCAGAAGCUCAAAGAAAUGGUAAAACCAGUGAUUUAUGUAGCUUUCAUCGCAAUUUGUCGGGUUGAUCCCACAGUCUUUUUUUUUUUUUUUUUUUUUUUCCAGAACGUGAUCCCAGAUGAGCUUCCAGAGAAGUUGUUGCCUUUACCCGGAGAUAUCCAGCCAAGUCUGCAGGAGUUUCAGCCUGUGUCAGACAGCCAGAGCGUCCAUGACCCAGUGGGGCGUCCCAUGAUGCAUCGCUCUGCCGUCAGCCAUGCCACGGGCGAAGCCAUAUACUGCGACGACAUGCCCAGGACAGACGGAGAGCUCUUCCUGGUGCUGGUCACCAGCUCCCGAGCCCUAGCUAAGAUCAUAAACCUGGAUGUGAGCGCAGCCAUGCAGCUUCCUGGAGUUGUUGAUGUCAUCACGGCCAAAGAUAUUCCCGGGAAGAAGGAACGUGCAAUGUUCGGUUACAGUGAGGAGCUUCUUGCUGAGAAUAAGGUGUCUUGCAUCGGUCAGAUGGUGUGUGCGGUGGUCGCCGAUUCGAAGGCGCACGCCAAACGAGGAGCGGCGGCUGUGAAGAUCACCUAUGAAGACUUACCUGACCCCAUUUUCACCAUCCAGGAUGCCAUCGAGAAGUCGUCUUUCUAUGAGCCUCUGCGAGAGAUUGAGAGAGGAGAUGUAGCUGGAGCUUUCUCACAUGUAGAUCAGAUUUAUGAAGGUGGGAUUCAAAUAGGAGGCCAGGAGCAUUUCUACAUGGAGACCCAGAGCAUGCUGGUCGUUCCGGUGGGCGAGGAAACCGAGUUUAAUGUCUACAUCUCCACUCAGUGGCCUACCUUAACUCAGGACGCCGUUGCAGAGACGUUGGACAUCCCGUCCAACAGGGUCACCUGUCACGUCAAAAGGAUGGGCGGAGCUUUUGGAGGGAAGGUCAUUAAAACGUCCAUCCUGGCUUCCAUCACCUCAGUGGCUGCGUGGAAGACCAAGCGUCCGGUCCGCUGCAUCUUGGAGAGAGGCGAGGACAUGCUGAUCACUGGGGGGCGCCAUCCCGUCCUGGCUAAAUACAAGGUGGGUUUUCUGAACGAUGGGAGGAUCAUAGCUGCAGAUUUCCAGUACUACCUCAACGCUGGAUGCGCUGUGGAUGAAUCCGUUCUGGUCGCUGAGAAGAUUCUGCUUCACAUAGACAGCGCUUACAGCAUCCCGAACCUGCGAGGCCGUGCAGCCGCCUGCAGGACCAACCUGCCCUCCAACGGUGCAUUCAGGGGCUUCGGCGUGCCGCAGGGCCUCCUGGUGGUGGAGAACAUGAUCAACGACGUGGCUCUGGUGCUGGGACGCCCUGCAGACCAGAUCCGUGAGGCCAACAUGUACACGGGGCCGUCCGCCACCCACUACAGGAUGGAGUUCAGCCCGGAGAACAUGCUGCGCUGCUGGGAGGACUGUAAGGUCCGGAGUGACUACAAUGCUCGGCGCAGAGCCGUCCACCAGUUUAACCAGCACCACCGCUGGAAGAAGAGAGGGCUGUCCAUCAUUCCCAUCAAAUACGGGGUCGCCUUCGCAGAAAGCUUCUUGAAUCAGGCUGCGGCUCUGGUCCACGUCUAUAAAGAUGGCUCUGUUCUGGUCUCUCAUGGUGGGACAGAGAUGGGUCAGGGCAUCCACACCAAAAUGCAACAGGUUGCGAGCCGGGAGCUUCACAUCCCGUCCUCUAAGAUCUACAUCAGUGAAACCAGCACCAGCACGGUUCCCAACACCUGUCCUUCAGCUGCUUCCUUUGGCACCGACGCUAACGGCAUGGCGGUCAAGAACGCCUGUGAGACUCUUUAUCAACGACUGAAGCCGAUUAGGGAGAAAAACCCCAAAGGAUCCUGGGAAACUUGGGUCAGAGCAGCUUUCUUUGAGAAGAUCAGCUUAUCGGCCACAGGAUACCACAGAGGUCCGGACCUUUACAUGGACUGGGACAAGAUGGAGGGCCAGCCCUACGCCUACUUCGUGUUUGGAGUGUGUUGCUCUGAGGUGGAGCUGGACUGCCUCACAGGAGACUACAGGACGGUGAGGACGGACAUCGUGGUCGACAUCGGCAGAAGCGUGAAUCCGUCUGUGGACAUCGGCCAGGUGGAAGGAGCAUUCAUGCAGGGUUUGGGACUUUACACUCUGGAGGAGUUGAAGUUUUCCCCUUCUGGGCUCCUGUACACUCGAGGUCCAUCUCAGUACAAGAUUCCAGCCAUCUGUGACGUGCCGCUUCGGCUCAACGUCUAUCUGCUGCCAAAUUCACACAACCCCCACGCCAUCUACUCCUCAAAAGGGAUCGGAGAACCCGUCCUCUUCCUCGGCAGCUCCGUGUUCUUUGCCAUUAAAGAUGCAGCGGCGGCGGCUCGAUCAGAGUCCGGUCUCAUUGGCCCGUUUUCUCUAGACAGCCCUGCGACUCCGGAGAAGGCCUGCCUGGCCUGCGCCUCGCCGUUCAUUCAGAAGAUUCCAGCCAGUGAACCAGGAUCCUUUAAACCAUGGGCCUUAAACAUCUGAAACUGGCUCAGACUUACUCUAAACUAAUCUUUACUAACUAAAGUAGUUAUUUUAGACUUUAAUCCUGAUUAUUCAACCACUACAUGAAUCUUUACAUGCAAUAUGUCUUAAAUACUUAAAUAAUGAAUAGUUUUAUAAUUUUCAUGCUUUCAUAUUUGGGCAUAUUUUCUAUUCAGCAAGAGUACUGAUAGUAAAAUCUUUAUAAUCAUCACAGCUAACAGAUUGACAUCUUGUGUGUUGAUGCUCGUGCUUAAUGUCUGUAUUUUAUCACCUGACUGUUAAUGAGAAAACAUAACUCUGUUUUAUAAAAUGUUUUGUGAUUGAACAGAAACUGGAGCGAAAGUAAAAAUGAAUAAACUUGUGAAUCUGGA
Messenger RNA from Melanotaenia boesemani (Boeseman's rainbowfish), 4464 nucleotides. RefSeq names its product aldehyde oxidase 1-like. The transcript is spliced from 34 exons. The record is from RefSeq and is a predicted model, not a curated record. NCBI's taxonomy places the organism in Eukaryota, Metazoa, Chordata, Actinopteri, Atheriniformes, Melanotaeniidae. Gene Ontology annotation, molecular function: molybdopterin cofactor binding; FAD binding; 2 iron, 2 sulfur cluster binding. Bases 35 to 4093 code for a protein of 1352 amino acids.